Scleropages formosus (Asian bonytongue) is the source of this 4105-nucleotide messenger RNA. Its product is annotated as intraflagellar transport protein 74 homolog. Gene Ontology annotation, cellular component: intraciliary transport particle B; cilium. Gene Ontology annotation, molecular function: beta-tubulin binding. Gene Ontology annotation, biological process: cilium assembly; intraciliary transport involved in cilium assembly. The coding region runs from base 1139 to 2821 and encodes 560 amino acids. The transcript is spliced from 2 exons. NCBI's taxonomy places the organism in Eukaryota, Metazoa, Chordata, Actinopteri, Osteoglossiformes, Osteoglossidae. The record is from RefSeq and is a predicted model, not a curated record.
UAAGUGAUGACUUGUAAGUCAUUUUGGAGAAAAGCAUCAGGAAAAUGAAUAAAUAUAACUAUGACCUCAGGUGGAAGAUGCUCCUUUCACAAAUCAGCUUAUCUUGUGGCUCUGUACAUAUCCUCAGUUCUGGCCAAAGCUGCUUUUCAAACAUUUUCCUUUAAAACAAAAAAACAAAAAAAGGACUUCCCUUUGCCACCUGACACAUGCUGUGACACUAAAAGCACAAAAUCAUAUCUUUAUGAUCAUUCUCACCCCCACGACUGGAGCAUGAGGUUCCCCAAUAAAGGACACAUGGCACCCCAACCUCGAAUUCCACGGUUCUCUCCAACUGCCCAAACGCCUUCCACCAUCUAAACGCGCGCACACGCACACGCGCACACACACACACACACACAGAUGUGGAAGAACAGGUGCUCCACAUGAUACCUACACAAGACAAGAGUGAAAUAAACAGCGAAUAUGUACAAGGGCCCCGGAGGGCAGCAACAACUCAGGUUGUAUGCACAAGACACGGAGGAAAAGAUAUGUGUUCAACAAAAGCUUAGCCCUUCUUAGUGUUAAAAAGAAGAAAUGACAGAGCGCUGGACUGAACUCCACUAUUACUGUACAGUUAGGGGCCUCACUCAUAACUUGGCUCUGCGGCAGAAGGAAGCAGCAGCACAUGGCACGAAGGGCGCAGACCACGACCACCCCGAGCACGCAGCUCUCACAGCCCCUUCCUUUCUCGCGCGCGAUAUUUCCCACCGCUGCGACACAGCGACCACAUCGCACUCCCACGUUCUUCACGCGCUGUGGGGCCGAAGUCGACUCUGCGAUUCGCGGCGCCUCGUCCGCAGCCGCGCCGAGUGCACGUUCGCGUCGCUGCGUUGCUAUGGUAACGUGCCGAGAGCCGCGCCAGCUGCUGGCUCUUCUGCGCUCCCGGCGUGCGUUUAGUAAACAAGACACUAUUUACCGCGACCUUUUUUUUUUUUUCUAUUUCCCCCUUUUGACUAGUUAAUUAUUAUUUAAGAUCAAAUCUCCGGGUGCGCUUCCCAGCGGUUCAGCGCGGCGGAUUGCGCGUCCCACGAGAAGCAGACUCGGCGCGAGCGUCUACCGUCUAGGCAACGAAAACACUUGCUUUCCUCUAGAAGGUGCGAUGGUGCUAAAGGUUGGCCAGCCGGGCCCGGGGACGAAAGGAGGACCGGUGGUCUCCGCAGGGGUCCUCUCGGCCCAGAUCAAAGUGACGAACCGGCCGGUCACUCAACAGGGUUUGAGUGGCAUGAAGACUGGCAUGAAAGGACCUCAGAGACAAAUCCUGGACAAGUCGUAUUUCCUCGGAUUGCUCCGCAGUAAAAUAAGUGAACUUACGACGGAAUCCAGCAAGCUGCAAAAGCAGAUCGACACGUUCAACCAGGAGAACUCGGUGUACUUGGUCUACGAGAAAAGGGCUGAAGGUCUCGCUGGUGAAAUCAAAGAUCUUCAAGGGGAGCUGGCAGACUACAACAUGCUGGUGGAUAAGUUGAACACCCACACCGACAUGGAGGAAGUCAUACAAGACUUUAAUUUGCUCAAAGUGCAGAAUGACAGAGAGGGUCAAAAUAUGGAUGUCAUUUUCAGAGACAGACAAGAGAAAGAGGAGAUGAUCCGAGUGUCUGAGAACGAAGUUGAUGCCGAGAAGCAGGUCACGGACACCAUUUUGAAGAAAAUGACCCUGCAAAAUCAGGUCAAGUACACCGAUAUGAAAACGGCCAAAGAAGAACUCCUGCAGGAGUUAAAUCGCUGUCAGCAAGAACUGGAUGCCCUCAUUACUCAGAAAGAAAUUCUGGAAACUGGAAUCACCCAUUCACAGGUGAAGCAGGAAGCACUGCUGCUGCAUGAAAAGUUGCAAAAACUGGAGCAACACAGAGAUUCCAUGGCCUCGGAAAACAACAACCUGGGCUCCACAAAGGAGAGAGAACGGUUGCUCAGACAGGUCAAGGAAGACAAUCAAGACAUGGCAAGUAUGGAACAAGAGUUGACUCACAUACAAAUGAAAGCCAGCAAGAUUGCUGAGAAAAUCCAACAACUCGACAACGACAUUGAAGGAUAUGAAGGGGAACAAACGCAGAAAUACAAAGAAUUGAAAAAAAAGGAGGAGAACAUGGACAAUUUUCUUGAGUCUUUUGAAGACACAAAAGCAGAGGAGCAGGAGCGUAAUUUGCAGAUGAGGGCUGGCAUCGUGGCAUUGCUUGAACACACGAGCAGGAACAUGAAUCGCAUGAACCAAAUUCCUUCUGUCUCUGCUAACGAAUUAAAGUCUAUGCAAGAAGAUCUCGUCUUAAAGGAGACGGAAAUGCACAAGUCCCAAAACACUGCUCAUGGGUUAACGUCAGAGAGCCAAAAGUUGCAACAGGACUUCCAGAAGGUGGAAAAACUAGAGAGCAAAAUCAAGAUAGAGCUCAACGGCCUCAAAGAGAAGAUCUGGCAUAUGAGCGAAGGCCUUUGCACCUACAAUAACUUGAACGAAUUUAAGGCAGCUGGAGAGGAGAAGAAAAAGAAACUGCUGGAAGACAUGAAAUCACUCACUCAGAAGAGAGAAACCUUUAAAAAAGCCACGGUAAAAAUGACCAAUGAAUACGAAGCACUUAAGGCUCAGCUACAAGAAAAUGAAACUCAUGUGCAGCUAAGCAACUUGGAAAAGAAGUGGCAACACCAUGAAAAGAACAACUAUGUCACGAGGGAGUUCGUCGCGUCAAAGGGAAUGGAAAGUGACUACCAUCAUGUUGUGAAGAAUGUAAUCAAACAGCUCGCGGAAUACAAUAAGACACUCGUAGAUGCAAUUCCGGCCACCAGAAGCUGAGACAUCCGUCUUCUUCCAUCCUCCAUCCUUCAUCUAUGGCCCUGGAUCCAUCUGUAUGAAUAAAUUCAGCAUCGUAAACGGACCGAAAAGGAAUACCUACAUGCUCCUUGUCAAUUAUACUGAUACAAAUGUUUUGCUUAGUCAUCUUUCAUAUAUUUUAAAUAUAUUACUUUAAAUUAAAUUAAGUACACAUUUUUACACACUCCUACAUUUUCAUCGAGAAUCAUUGUACAAGUUGUUUUCUGUCUGAUGUCAAGACACUUGUGUCUGACUAAAGUUCUUUACUAUCCGGCAUAUUGUUUCCCCAGAAGGUUGAUACCACAGAUUCCUCUUUCGCCGUAUUUCAUACCGGGGACACCUGCUAGCAUCGUGGCUAAAGGUACUGCCUUCAAAACCAGGGGUCACGGGCUCAACUCUCACCUCCUACUCUAGUGACCUUGAUCAAGGUAUUGAGCCUAAUCUGUAACAGUAAAAAUUACCGAGCUGUGCAAGUAAAAAACGUUAAUUCACAGAGCAUAAUGCCAUCUUUGCUGCCGUUACUUAUAUCAGCAAAUUAAAAGCUACUAAGAAAAAGAACUAACAAUAACACAGGAUUCCGCACGAGCGACGUGGCUGCUGAGAGAAUUUUUAACAGCCUUCGGCUCCAUGCAGAUGGAAAAGUCUUUUCCGGCGGCCCGAUCGCUUCUGUAUAAUGGAAGUCUGACUAAAGAGCGCGAACCCAUCAGCGCUGGGCAGACAGCAGGUCCUACCUUGGAGGAAGGCUUGUCAAUCACGCUAAACUGCAGGCAGAGGGAAAGCUGAGGGUUACACUACAUCGGUUAGUGCGCCAGCACCAGCUUCACAUGGCUUUCAGAAAGAAGUGGAGAGCUUUGGAGGAACAAAUGCUUGCAAACACACCGGCGCUGGGCCCGUGGCUCUCGGUCAAACCCCUGGCCGGAGGUCCGGCGAGAGCAGAAUGCGAUAGCUAGCCCUGUUGGCGCUAUUUGGUUGGCGUUAAGCUUCCAGACAUGCAGCUGAGACGUACACGGAGGUAUAUAGCAUCCACACCAAGACAAAGUCGCUCCAACUUGUUGUAUGUAACAAGAAAAAAGAACCCUCUCGAAUAAAAAGAAAUAUUUUCUCCUGAGUUGUCUAAAACACGAUGCUUUAAAAUCAUCUCCGAGUGCAAACGUUCACUUAAAACAUGAGUCCGAAACAAUUAUGAAAACGUAAAACGCAAAAGUGAUGAGCAAACAGCCACACGCAGCUUUUCUAAUCUUCAUCACCCUAACAAAAACAAUACAA